UUGGUGGCGGCCGGAGACCUCUUUCGAUCCGACACGGGAAGAGCGCACGCACACAUACACACAUACACCCACCCGCACGUAUCUCGUCCACACACACACACACUUACACCCGCACACCGUCGCACAUACGAGCACACACACACCCGCACACACAAACAUUGGAAAGCCGCCGCGCAGCGUAUUGUUCCGUUGUUCCGGUGUCUCACGGCGAUAGUUCCGUUGUUGCCGAAGAAGGGCGCGUCCGCGGGACACAGAGCCAGCUAGUCGGCACAGUCUAUCCGUUCCGGGGAUCCGGCGCGAACGGACACACGGACCUUUGCCAGCCUUUUGCGUGUGCGGUGGGGUUCGUGGGGCAAAAUCAGUGUCUAUUUAUGGGAUUUUUAAAAGGAAAAUUUGGAUGACUUUACUGGAAACUUUCGGACCGAUUGAGACGCUUCCAAAAUGUGAGCUUAGUGUUUAUUUUUUCGAACGCAUUUUCGCGCAGUAAACGUAGUCCAGAAAGAAACGUAGCUUUUGUACGACAACCGCCUAGCAAAACAGAAAACAGGAAACAGUAGCUCCGUAGAAAAGAGUGUGUAGUGUGAACUAGUUGUGUGAUCGAAUGAAACGACUUCUAAUGGUGACAAUAAUUUAGUAACAACAGAAAUCCCAGCCAGUCAAGUCAACUAAACCGUGCGCAGAGAACCAGAACCACGUGAUUCCAGAGAGAACGAAGCCCAACCAAAUCCACCAAAUGCCACACAAGCGCGUUGAUGUCUUCCGGUGUUCCGAGCAAAAUUCUAAAGACUUCCUACCGCUGUCUACGAUCCACCACUACCAUCACUACCACCGAAGGCUACCCUCGGCCGAUCAUCUGAUAUCGCUGCGCCGCUCUAACUCCCAUCUGCCGUCGUCCCUAUACGUACAAUAAUCUCUGGAGAUGGCGAAGGUCUCGGCUACCUCCCACCAAGAUCCUACCAUAAUCGACAUGAUGGAGAUCAGCAAGAAGCGUCCACCGAAGCUCAAGUCCGCCGAUCGCACCGUGUCCGUCCGCAUCGACAACUACUCGCCGAGGGCCGCAGGCGGUGGCAACAGUCCAAUCAUGCUGGACAACAGCCUUAUCGUGCACCACAGUCCCAUCGAGCGGCUGUCCCCGGUCUCGCACGCCAAGCAGCACCAACAAGAUCCGAAGGUGUUCUUCGUGAACGAGUCCUCACCGACGUCCCUCAAGGUCGAGGACUACAGUGCGGGUCAGCGGAAGCCCCUGCGGAGAUCCGAUACCCUGCACGUGUACUCACCGUCGAUGCAUCAGCUGCGGAAAGCCACAUCGUUCCACUCGAGAACCAACAGUGGCGGCUCGAACCCGGACGAGAUUGUGGCCGCACCCAUAAUCCGGCACAGCAGCGUUCGGCACUCGCACAUCUACCCGCGCGAGUACCUGGUCAAGCAGGACAGUGGUGGCGGAACGAGCAGCGGUGGUGGUGAGGAGGAAGAAGAGAUACGCCCAGCUCCGGCAUUUGUCCAUUCGCCAAACACGAGCGGGAAUCGCCGUAACUGUCACAUGCAUCGGUCGUUCAACGAUCAGCAAAAGCAACGCAACGCCGCCUUUCAGCGAAGGGAUUCCGCAAAGUUCCACUCGCUGGGAGACGACAUGCCAGCGGAAGUGAUCGAGCGGAGCCCACGAGAAGGUAAAAAGUUCAGCUCGGCCAACGCGAGUCUCGAGAACGAAGUGUACCGAUCACGCAGCAACAGUAGAUCGGAGAAGAAAGCCGAAUCGUUCUCGGACUUUGUGAAUCGACAAAACAGCAAAAAGUAUAACCAGAAGAACAGCACCACUAGUCUGGAUCAAGCGUUGCCGUACAUUGGAGGCAGCGGCCCGGGUAGCUUUCGCCGGUCACUUAUACAACAUUCUAACGCACAUCUGCUCAGCCCUAACCCUCCCUUCACCGAUGAGUUCCAACCCCAGAAGUCACCCAUCUUUGAUCAGAAGAAGUCGUACAGCUUGCGGUACAAAAAUGGCCGCGAUGCGCGCGAGACGUUCAAGGCGAAAAAGUCGAAAAGCUUCAUGAUCGACCUGGAACCUCCACCGGCCAUCAUCAGCGGUUCCAGCAGUCCCUAUCGCAAGGAAAGCGUUGCGUUCACCGCCGAAGAGGUGGACAAGAUCUACAAGGCCUCACGUAAGCUUUCGCCCAAUCUGAUACUGGACGACAUCGGCCGGGAGAUUUCGCCCGUCCCGAUGGACAUCAUGGACAUCAACUACGGUGUCAUCAUGAAGACCUACCAGAUGAAUCGACAAAAGUCGAUGCGCAAGAGCCGGCGGAAAGGCACCGACGACAAGGCGAAGCUGGAGUUUGACGAAGACUCCGAGUCCAACCGGAAGCGCAAACGGAUAGCAUGCAUCGUGAUGACCGUGUUCAUAGCCUUAGCGAUAUUCAGCAUCCUCGCGGUCAUCGUCACCUUGACGCACACCAGCGCUGGUCCGUCGCAGACGAAACCGACGUACACGUUCGCCCGGGAUACGCCCAUCCACGCGAUACCGACGUACCAGAUCUCGAAAGAUUCGCCAAAACACUACAACGGCAUCAAUUGAUGCGGAAGCAAUCGUAGCAACCGGUGGCUGCAGUCGACAUGCCCGCCGGAAGCGCUGUGGGUCGCAGCAGGCUGCGGCAACCCGGCGGCCAUCCUCUUCGACGAGCUGUUUAGUUAGCGAUUACUCACGCCAGUAGUUGCAGUAGUAGGCGGUGCGCGGCGAACGGAGUGCGAUGUAGACUACGUUGAUUUGAGAUGAUGAACUUGUAAUACACACACAUUACAUACACAAUAUCCAACGAAGUGCCAAGGACGACCCCGGAGCGGCGCUAACGUCGCCUCGCGAGGGCGGCCACUCUUUUUUACUCCAAAACAAACAAAAAAUCAAAAAACAUUUCAAGAAACUUAAAAAACGAACGGACAUACGCAGUGACACACACAGUGACAGUGAACGCAAGUGUUUAUAAGUGUUUUUUCGAUGCGCGCGGACAAGGACGAUUACACAGACGCUAAAACAAACGCAAGAAGACACAAAGCUGGAAAAGAUGGAGAAGAAGAAGCAACACACAUACGAUAUACGUGACCUAGUGUUAACUAAUGUUAAAAUAAUCAGUAUUUUGAACCGGUGAAUAAAAAUAAUCAAUAAAUAACCUACCAGUAAACUAGUACGAUAACGUUAAUCUAAAACCAAGGUGAAGUUACGAUAAACAAGCAUACAGUAAACCGAAAAGGAGAAGUUAAAUAAUAUACCUAGUAACCUAAAACUUAAACAAAGCAAAGAAUAUUAUAAUACUCCUAAACAACUAACAAAAAGGAUUGAAGAAUGGAACUGUGGUCCGAAGCAGAGAAACGAAGCGUUGUUACAAGAAAACUAAAUCAAAGCACAACUAACCAUAGAGAAAGCAACAAAAAAUAACCAAAAUCAAAAACAAAAGUUUCAUACACUCACAAACAAACCAUAUUUAAAGUUAUCGAAUAUAAACUAACAUGAAUGCAGAAGAAGAUACGGAUGCCCACAUUCAACGAAGAAACAACAAAAAAACACUAGUAACUCGAGAAACCUGUGAAAACCUCUGUCUAUCUGUCUGUCUGUACGUCUGUCACACUCUCCGCUCUAUCAAUGUCUGUGUACCAUCUGUGAGUGUGUGUGUGUGUUAUAUUCAAACGAGACUACCACGCACACCCUAUACUGACUGAAGAAGAACAGGAAGACAAACAACAGUUUCAACUCCAACGCGCUUUGAUUCAGUGAACUGCGCGCGUGUAUUAUCAAAAGCGUAUGUGUGCAAUGUGUAUGUGUGACAACAAGUCGAACCGAUGUGAGACACGUCGCUUGGAGGCGUUCCACUUUUUUUUUUCGUUGGUUAGCAUUUGAUGAUCUGCAAAUAGUGAUGGAUUCUGUCCUUUGUCCCCGCGAAGGAUCUCCUCCGGGCAUUCGGCGGCAGCACACUACCUCGGGCGCUGCAGAUAAACGGACGGACCUGAACGAUUCUCCGCCAUCGACGGAAGAGGAAGCUUCACAGUUCGCCAGGAAAACGAACGCCUGAUGCGCGAAUCGCUGGACCGGGCCCGGAUGAUCAAAAACUACACCGACUACCAUCGGAUGAUCGCCGGUGACGAAAUUCCAUAACGAUUUUUGCUCAGUCUCAUCAUCCCUGCC
Messenger RNA from Culex quinquefasciatus (southern house mosquito), 4168 nucleotides. RefSeq lists its product as uncharacterized. The record is from RefSeq and is a predicted model, not a curated record. Lineage: Eukaryota; Metazoa; Arthropoda; Insecta; Diptera; Culicidae. The transcript is spliced from 4 exons. The coding region runs from base 920 to 2569 and encodes 549 amino acids.